ACACAGAUAGCAUGCUAGCAAGGAUAAGCGCAGACGACGUCCCCCGGAAGCUGUUGUUCUUCUUCGUGGCAGGAGGAGACUGUUGCUUAGUGCCACGUUGAUGGAGUCAGUGGGGACGUGGAAAUCUGUCUCGAGUUCGUAGCCGGGACCCGGUAGCCUCUUCUCGCUUCCACAGCCUUUAACCCCGGAGCAAAACCGAAAGGGGAACCUGGAACAAGUACGGGUGGAGGGCUAUUUUGUCACCUAUUUUAUGUUUGGUUUAAUGUAAGAGAUAGCAACGAAGGUAAAGGAUGAAACUUAAAGAGAUCAACCGCACAGCCAUCCAGAGCUGGAGCCCUGCACAGCACCACCCCAUCUACCUAGCAACAGGAACAUCAGCCCAGCAGCUGGAUGCCUCCUUCAGCACCAAUGCCUCCUUGGAAUUUUUCGAGCUGGACUUGACUGAGCCAUCUCUGGACAUGAAGUCGUGUGGCAGCCUCUCCUCCUCUCACAGAUACCACAAACUGGUGUGGGCUCCCUAUGGAAUGGACGACCAAAGUCACCCCUCUGGGGUCCUCAUUGCAGGCGGCGAGAACGGCAACGUCAUCCUGUACGACUCUGCAAAAAUCAUGGCUGGAGAGACCGACGUGAUCAUUGCUGAGAGUGACAAGCACACAGGGCCAGUGAGAGCUCUCGACGUCAACCCCUUCCAGACAAACCUGGUUGCAUCAGGUGGGAACGAGUCUGAAAUCUACAUCUGGGACAUGAACAACUUUGGCUCUCCAAUGACACCAGGCCCUAAAACUCAGCCUGUUGAAGACGUCAGCUGUGUGUCGUGGAACAGACAGGUCCAACACAUCCUGGCCUCUGCCUGUCCGAGUGGCCGAGCCUCAGUGUGGGACCUCCGCAAGAAUGACCUCAUCAUUAAAGUCAGCGACCACAGCAACAGAAUGCAUUGCUCCGGUCUGGCUUGGAACCCAGAGGUGGCCACUCAGCUGGUCUUGUCGUCGGAGGACGAUCGGAUGCCAGUCAUCCAGAUGUGGGACUUACGUUUUGCUACUUCUCCUUUCAAGAUUCUAGAGAACCACACACGGGGCGUCCUGGCCAUUGCCUGGAGCUUGGCUGAUCCGGAGCUGCUCCUGAGCUGCGGGAAGGACAACAGGAUUCUGUGCUGGAAUCCAAACACAGCAGAGGUGCUGUAUGAGUUGCCCACCAGCAAUCAGUGGUGCUUUGACAUCCAGUGGUGUCCCAGGAACCCCGCGGUGCUGUCGGCUGCAAGCUUCGACGGACACAUUAACAUCUACUCCAUUAUGGGAGGCACCAACCAGGCGCAGAGCCAGAGACACGCUGACCAGAUUAGCAACUCGUUUGGGAACAUGGAUCCUUUUGGGACAGGACAAACUUUGCCCCCGCUGCAGCUGCCCCAGACUCCUGCCCCGCCAGCUACAGUCAACCCCCUGAAGAAGCCACCCAAGUGGAUCCGCAGACCUGUAGGAGCCUCGUUUGCUUUUGGUGGGAAGCUGGUGUCUUUGGAGAACCCAAAGCCGAACCCACAGCAGCCUCAGCAGCCCGCUUCACAUGUCGUGCACGUCAGCCAGGUCAUCACAGAAACAGCCUUUCUGAAGCGCUCCGAUCAGCUGCAGGCCACUCUGAGUGCAGGCAGCUUUGUGGGUUUCUGCCAGGGAAAGAUCGAUGCAGCUGGAAAUGAGUUUGAAAAAACUCUUUGGUCUUUCCUCAAGGCCAAUUUUGAAAGUGAUAUCCGAAGCAAGUACCUGGAACUUCUGGGGUACAACAAAGAGGAGCUAGCCUUAAAGAUAUCCGCAGCACUAGAAGAAAAGCCUGCUGUCCCUCCGCAGGUGGAGGUUCCUGCUCCAGUCUGCCUGCAGCCUUUACCCGACAUCAGCCUCAUGCCGCCUACUGACACACCCGAGGCAGCGUUCGACAUGAUCGCUGCAGCAGUGGUGCCGCCUGUGGACAAUCCUGAGGCAGCGUUCGACAUGAUUGCAGCGACAAACCUUCAGCCUGCUAUGGCCACGAUGGAAAUAGACUCCAUUCUCGAGCCUAAAGAGCCAGCAGCAGAUCCAGAGGACGCUCCUACCAGCGAUCCGGAAGAAAAUGUGGACCAGGUUCUUCCAGAGGAGGAAGCAGUGGAAGAGGAGAUCCCCUUGGAGGAUGAGGAGGAGGAGAUGGCAGCACCAGUGGAGGAGGAGCGGAGUCCUCCUGAGACCUCAGCUCCAGCUCCCUCCCCAGCUCAAGCUCCAUGUCAAACUCCAGCCCCAGCCCCUCCAGAUGGAGUCAGUCUCAGCAUCAGUCAAGAUGUAGACGGGCUGAUAACGCAGGCCCUGCUGACCGGAGACUUUGAGGGAGCUGUGGAGCUCUGUCUCCAUGACAACCGGAUGGCAGACAGCAUCAUCCUGGCCAUCGCCGGGGGGGUCGAGCUCCUACAGAAAACCCAGAAGAAGUAUUUUACAAAAACGCACAGCAAGAUAACAAAGCUGAUCAGUGCAGUGGUGAUGAAAGACUGGCAUGACAUCCUGAAGACAUGUGACCUGCAGAACUGGAAGGAGGCGCUGGCCGCGGUUAUGACCUACGCUCAGCCCGAGGAGUUCUCUGCCCUCUGUGACCUUCUCGGGGGCAGACUUGAGGCAGCAGAGGACGCCCAACUCCGAGCCCAGGCCUGUCUGUGUUACAUCUGUGCUGGAAACGUGGAGAAACUUGUGUCUUGCUGGACCAGAGCACAAGAUGGCCACUGUCCACUCUCUCUCCAGGACCUGGUGGAGAAGGUGGUGGUGCUGCGGCGUGCAGUGGAGCAAACCCAGCGCUCUGGGCCCACUGCUAUUGGCAUCCUGCUGGCCGAGAAGAUGAGCCAAUAUGCCAACCUGCUGGCCUCCCAGGGCAGCCUGUCCACCGCCAUCACCUACCUGCCUGACAACACCAACCAGGUUUCCGUACAGCAGCUCCGUGACCGACUCAGUCGGGCUCUGGGGCAGCAAGCGGCGCCCGCUUCUGCAGCUCCGGUACCAAUCCAAAGAGCUCAGCCUCAGCCACCUGCCCCGACUCAGACGCAGCACGCCUCAGCCCGGCCCCAGCAUACGUUCACUCCGAUCCAGCCCGCCAUGGUGCCUCAGCCCACUGCAGCAGCUCCGGUGCCCAUGCCGAAGCCGGCCGCCUCGGCCCCUGCACAGCCACAGUAUUACCAGCCUGUGAGGGCUGCCUCCACUGUCACCUCCUGGAGUAACCAAACUCCCACAGCCCUCCCCAAUGUCCCUCCUCCUCCUCUUCAAGUAGGCAGAGCCUCAGAGCAGCAGGUGGAGCCUCCAGGCCCCGUGUAUGGGAUGCAACCGUCCUGCACAGCUGCUCCACCUCCACCCUCCUCCACUCCUGGGUACAUGUACUCCCAACAGUACCAGCCCUACCCCCAGGUCAGCCAGUAUCCACCUGGAGCUGGGGGGGCGUCUACCUAUUAUCCUCCUCAGUACUCCUCCGCUGAUGCUCCUCCUGCAGAGCCCCCCGGUUUUCUUUCUCAGUACACACAACCAGCAUCUCCGGUCUAUCCCGGGCAACCUCCCAUCCACCAAUGCCUGCCCUCCUCUUCUUCCUCUCAUCCUCCUUUCUUUCCCACCGCCGCCUCCUCCUUUUCUGCUCCUCCCUCCUCCGGAGCGUCUUUCCAGCAUGGCGGGCCGGGAUCUCCUGUGUCUCUUCCUCCACCGAGUGGAGUCUCAGGGCCUCAGAAUGGCUGGAAUGAUCCUCCAGCACUGAACAGACCAUCAAAGAAGAAGCCGGCUCCAAUGAACUACGCCCCUCCUGCUCCCAUCAUGGCUCCGCUGGGCGCUGACCCCCAGGCCCAGCAAGGGCUCUCUGGGCCCCCUCAGGCCAUGGGCCCACAUGGAGCCCAGGUCCCCUACUCAGGCAUGCAGCAGCAGCUCUCCCCGCCAACCAUGAACCCCACAAUGCCCAAGACCAGCAUGGAGGGGGCACCAGGAGCGCCCACCGGAGAUGUUAUACAGACUCUGCAGUCCAUCCCUGCUGAGAAGAUCAUGAAGAAGCCCAUCCCCGAUGAGCACCUGGUUCUGAAGACCACAUUUGAGGGACUCAUCCAGAAGUGCUUGGCUGUAGCUACCGACCCUCAAACCAAGAGAAAGCUUGAUGAUGCCAACAAACGUCUGGAAGCACUCUACGACAAACUUAGAGAGCAGACACUCUCUCCCGCCAUUGUUGGAGGACUUCAUAACAUGGCCAGGAGUGUCGAGGCGCGGUCCUACACAGAGGGCCUCAGCAUCCACACCCACAUAGUCAGUAACAGCAACUUCAGCGAGACGUCGGCGUUCAUGCCCGUGCUCAAGGUGGUGCUGACGCAAGCCAACAAACUCGGCGUGUGAUGGGGCCGAGAAUGCUCUGAGUCUUUGACCCGUGGACGAAGCAGAGUAGUGGUCAGUGGUCAAGCUCGUUUCACAGGGAGCUCCAUUUUGACUCGUCGUGCAAGUGACGAAGAAGUCCGAGAUGUAUGAAAAUCCUGUUAAAUUCUUUGUGCCAUUCAUGAUUUCUGACGCAACACAAGCCAUGCUAUCAGUCGCACUCAGUGGUGAAAGUAACGUCUGAACCCUGUGAAAACAAACGCACACAAAGGAUAACCGGCUGGAGACUAGUUUUAUUUAAACCCCACUUUAGGCUACAUUUACACUUUGAUUUAAAAAUGAUUGUUUUUUGCUUUGUUUACGCCUUGCGUAAGACUACGUAACUAAUGGACUCAUGAUGUUAAUAUGGACAGAGAUGGGGCGGCCUCUAGCUCACCAUGCAAGAGCAUUCGUUCCAUGUUCAUCCACUGUCACUUUAUUAAAGGGAAAAGCCCCAAAAACCAUCUUUAAAGAAAAGAUAAUAUAGACGGUGAUUAGUUCUGCUACUGCAGCUAAAACUCUCGGACGGAGAUCCUUUUUGUCUGAAAAAACUCUGCUUAAAAAUGGAAACAGUUGUGUGGAUGUAGCCUAAAUCUGCCAACAUGCUAACAACUAACACAAAAUAUUAGUUUAAUUCAAAGUGGCAAUAAAUUAGCAGUAAUUGUGUUGAAGCAAAUCUAAAAUGGCAAGCAAAAUUUAAGGAAGGCAAAGCUUUAGCACAUUGACUAAGGACAUGAAUAAGGAAUUUAUAAACUGGCAAAAGUAGGAAAAGCAAUGGGAAAUUCAGGAAUUUUAAGGGCAUUUCUUUCUAUUUGUGUUAAGGUGAUCAAAAUAAAUGUAGUAUGGUUAAAGUUAAAUCUUUUGGCUCACAACUGCAC
Messenger RNA from Etheostoma cragini (Arkansas darter), 5251 nucleotides. RefSeq names its product SEC31 homolog A, COPII coat complex component (gene sec31a). Gene Ontology annotation, cellular component: COPII vesicle coat; endoplasmic reticulum exit site. NCBI's taxonomy places the organism in Eukaryota, Metazoa, Chordata, Actinopteri, Perciformes, Percidae. Gene Ontology annotation, molecular function: structural molecule activity; protein binding. The coding region runs from base 291 to 4358 and encodes 1355 amino acids. The record is from RefSeq and is a predicted model, not a curated record. Gene Ontology annotation, biological process: endoplasmic reticulum to Golgi vesicle-mediated transport; endoplasmic reticulum organization; intracellular protein transport. The transcript is spliced from 28 exons.